Podarcis lilfordi (Lilford's wall lizard) is the source of this 29357-nucleotide messenger RNA. Lineage: Eukaryota; Metazoa; Chordata; Lepidosauria; Squamata; Lacertidae. The record is from the annotation of a GenBank genome assembly.
GCCUUCGCUUUCGUUUCCUGGCGGAGCGCGGCGGGCGCGCGGGCCAGCAUGUCGGACCCGGCGGUGUCGGGCUUCCUGGCCAAGCUGCUGUGCGCGCACGGGGGCCGCCUGGAGCGAGCGGCGCUGGGGCAGCAGCUGGCGCUCCCCGAGGAGCAGCUGCGCCAGAUCCUGGAGGAGGCGGGCCAGGAGAGGUUUCUGGUGCGCGCGGAGGGAGCCGCCACUUGGGUGCUGGCCGUCUCCCCGCUGCGCCUCUGCGUGCGCAAGGAGUGUCCCGGCUGCCCGCAGCUCCACCUCUGCAAGCUCAACCUCAAGGGCCGCUGCCGAGCCAGGUGAGGGGUCUCCAGCAUCUCCACCAGGGCGUCGGAGAAAGUUCUCUUGGGUGGGGAGACCACGGUCAUGCGCCAGACCCGGGGCAGGGAAGGGGGCCCUUGAGAUGGGAUAGUGGAGGGAGCAGCCUGGCAGGCGGAGGCCCAGGACUUACAUCCUAGGAGCCCACACAACACAAAACGCUGUUGCUGGAUGGAGGCUUUAUUUUCUUUUUAAUCUUAUUUUUGGAAAUGUACAUCCAGGCCCCCCCAUAAGUUCUUUGGGGGGCCCCAAGAGAGUGGAACCCUAAGCUAUAGCUUGUUUAGCAUAUGCAUAAAUCCGGCCCUGGCCAUACCAGAUGCCUGAUGGGUCUCUUGCUUUAUUUAAAACGCUUAUUGUCUUAACACUAAAUAAAGGUGGUUUGGGGUAGGACUUGGGAGGCCAGAUCCCCACCCAGCUGGGCGGCUCAGCCUCACAUGGUGUUGUUAUUAAAAUUUAUAUGCCCUCCCUUCAGCCAACGGUCACAAGGCGGUGAGGAGGAGGCAAAGGACCAAGCGCAUCAUCUGAAACUCCUUGGAGGAAAAGGUGGGGGGAUGGGCGUAGCGGGGGGGGGCGCAGGGGGACAGAAUCAAAUCUGAGGUUCCGCCUGCCUAACAAAAGCCCCCCCCCAACAAAAAUCCUGGCUAUGCCCCUGGUGGAAUGUAAAUGCAAUAAAUGAUUAAAUCCAAGUGCUUUGGAUUCCACUGUUACGAAGAGUUAAUCCUGUACUUAAAUCUCAGAAAGUUAAAAGUGCUUAACUCCCCCCCCCAUGGUGUUCUCCUUUCUAACCAUUUAUGUUUCUUUAAAAUAUUAAAUAUCUUCUGUAGAUAAUGAGAGCCAACAGUGCUAUAAUGAUGAGAUCAAGCCACCCACAAGUUAAGGGAUUUUAGCAUCUUACUGAAAUCCAAGGGAUUUGAAAGUGCUUCCAGUAAAUGCCUUUCUGGAACUAGAUUAAAAUGGGGGUCAAAUGCUCUUGACAAUAGUUGAGAGUUGCAACUUGUAAUGUUUAUCCAUACCCACUCAGAAACAAUCCUCUAUCCUGAAAAAUAAUGCCAUGCCGUGGUCACUAAUCAGUUGUGCGGUACAGUAUAAGGUGCUUUAUAAAUCAAGUGUUUGGGCUAUUUAGUUUAGCCCUGAGGGUGGAAGAUGCCGACUAGGCAAAAUAAGAUUGCAUGCACACAUUACAUUUAAAGUACUGUGUUUAUGUGAAGCUAAUGGGCCAUCGAAUCUAAUGCACACCUCAAAUUUCAAAACCUUGAAACCAAAAAAGUAUUUGCUGGCGCCAUCAAAUCUAAAGUGCACCCUAAUUUUCAUGACAUAAUUUGGCCAAAAACGGUGCGCAUUAAAUUCAAGUAAAUAUGGUAUCCAGGGAACUCAGAGCUACAAUUCCCAACACCCAUAGCAACCAUAAUUCCCAGGAUUCUUUGUGUGGGAGGCAGGUGCUUUUAAGGUCUAGUGUGGUUGGAAAUGUGUCUUAAAUUGUAAAAUCAAGCCUGUUGGAGCUGGACAUGUACAGUGGUACCUUGGGUUACAGACGCUUCAGGUUACAGACUCCGCUAACCCAGAAAUAGUACCUCGGGUUAAGAACUUUGCUUCAGGAUGAGAACAGAAAUUGUGUGGCGGCAGCAGGAGGCCCCAUUAUCUAAAGUGGUGCUUCAGGUUAAGAACAGUUUCAGGUUAAGAACGGACCUCCAGAACGAAUUAAGUACUUAACCCGAGGUACCACUGUACUCUGCUUUGGCACUCCUGCAUAUAAUACUCGACCCUUCAUUUAACAUUCAAAAUAGUUGAUAAUUAUGCUUAUAGGUCUGAUGAUUCAUCAUUUGUGAAUCCUGCUGCCCCCAAGUCACAUGAGAACUGAAACUGAAGGCAAACAGAACUAACAGGAAGGAACAGAAGGGCAGAGUAUACAGAUGUUUUGUUGCUAGGGAGCUGCUGCGUUUGGCUUAAGUUUCGAUUCUCGUGUGAGCUGGGCUGGGAAAGGUGGAGCCUAAUCUGUGCUGGAAACUAAACAAGCCUUUUAAGUACAAAGGAAGGCAGAUCAGAGAAGGAACAUGUCCGACGCCGUUGUGUGCAGUUUCAUCACAAAGAUCCUUUGCUCUAAAGGAGGGGGCUUGGGCUUCCGUGAGCUCCCCUCCCUCUCGGGGCUGCCUGAGCACCAGCUAGAGGAGAUCCUGCAGGAUGCAGGGAAGGAAAAGUUUCUGGUUGUCCCCCGGGACUCCUUGCGCCAGGUGCUGGCGGUGUCCCCGGCGCGGCUCUGCCUGAGGAACAGCUGUGGGGGGUGUGAAAACCUCCAUAUCUGCAAGAACUACAUCAAGGGCAGGUGCUUCAGGCCGGCUUGUGGCAGGUGGUGAGUGUGAAGGAAUGAGAGAAUCUGUUGUUAUGGCACAAUGAUAAACUGAAUAGCAGGGAAAUCAGCAUCUCACAAAGGGAAAGCUUGUGGCUUGGUCUGUCAGUCCCCCUCCUUGCUCACCGCAAACACAAAUGUGCCUAGGCAAACUGAUUUGUGACAAGAAAAUCCUCCAACUUUGAGGAUACACCAAAUUGCUGACUUUUUUUUUACUGAGUGAACUCUGGCUUCUCAGAUUUCAGCAGACAUUGCCUACCAGUGUUUAUCAAACGUGAGUCUCCAGCUGUUGUUUGACUACAACUCCCAUCAUCCCUAGCUAGCAGGACCUGUGAUCAGGAAUAAUGGGUGUAUAGUUCAACAACAGCUGGCAACCCAAUUUUGAGAAACAGUGGCCUGCACACUUCCUUUGAGAGUAUCUAAACGACUAUAAAGUGCUGAACACCUGAGUUUUGUGAGGGUUUUGAGAGAAGAAAUGCAAAGUGAAGUUCUCAAGAGAACUGAAUUCUUUGCCCACUACCACAUUCUAUACUUUUAUGUACACCUGCGGAAUUGCAACAUAUAAGAACCCUGGAUAUGCCACAGUAGAAGUACUACUAGUAAAUUCUAUAUGAAUUGUAUUUAGAUAAUUUUGCCCUGAAGCAGAAAGGGAUGUCCAGUCCUUCGGCACCAGUGUCAGAUUUUCCCCCCUUUUUCUUUCUUUUUAUUUGAAAACAAUUAAUUUUAUACAGUCUUAACAUCAGAAGGUUUUACAAUGAUAAUAACCCAAAUACAGUCAAGAGCAUAUCUCAUAUGUUUUCAGUAAGUAAUGGGUAUGGGGGGCGGGGGGAGGAAUUGGGGUGCAUCUGGAAAACUGUUAAGGAUGUAUAUGUGAGGUUAAAAUGAUGGAGUCUAAAGAAGGAGAAUAAUAUUAAUGAAGAGCAAAACAAAGGAUUAUUUGAAGUAUUUGGUACUACUGAAAACAGUGUCAGAUUUUCUAGUGUCAGCAUUGCAUGGGAUUCCAAAUACAGUUUCAAAUUCCUGUGUGCUUCCAGCAACAGAAGUUUAGCUGUCUGGGUGACUACUAGGUAACAACUGUUUUUUCCCCACUUGUAUUUUUUCAUGAGUGCAACUCAAAGGCACAAACUACACAAGCCCUUGUAGUCAGUGUUAAUGAAUUUUUCCUCAUUUUUUCUGAGGUGAAGAUUUUGUGUGACUCAUAAUAUUGUUGGUCCAGGGUUGAUUUGCUUUGUACAAAAGCCUUUUCAAUUUUUUUUACCUAUAUAACCAGUCCUGCAAGGAAGAUUUCAUGAGUCUCCCUCUGCUGAUCCGUCCAAGCAAUGUUAUACAUUCUAUUGUCCUAAAGAAGCACUGGGAAAUCCUCCCCACUUCCUUAAUUUAAGACUAGAAUGAGAAAAACACAACAUAGCCUGAGGGGUUGAAAGACAAAGCAGAGAGAUCAUGCAGUUAAACCAUGGCUGGCUGGUGAACCUGUGACCCAGAUGUUGUUGGACUCCAGUCCCAUCAGCCCCAGCAAGCAUGGUCAAUAGUCAGGGAUGGUGGGAACUGGAGUCUAACAACAUUCUGUAAAAGCACAGGCUUCCCAUACCUGAUCUAAACAGUCAGGUUGUAGCAAUUCUAUAACAAGUGGUCCCUUGAUACAGUGUGAAGAAGGUGGUUUUUUAAAGUCUUGAGCUGUUUGCUUGUGCUUUUAAAUACCAUCGUCACUAAUCUCUUGUGUUGUUCUUGUAAAGUAUCCUGUCAGUCAGACUUUGACCUCGGUUCCUCAGAAUAAACACUGAGCAGAAUUUGUUUCUAGGAGCAAAAAUUCAGCUCCUGAAUUGUUUGGGCCUUGAAUCAGAUUCCAAAAGGAGAACCAAGAGUAGACUCAAUGGAUUGGAAUCUGCCAGAACUAAUGCAUUAGGUGCAGACACUGAAAUGGUACCUUAAGCUGAAAUCUCACAGCAUGAGAAUUGGGUGGAAGGUAUUCAGUGCGAUUACUAAUUUACCAGCCUUAUCAGUGUGGCGACUGAUGUGUGUAUCUAGGAGGAGGAUUUGCAUGUUGGAGCAACCUUGUGCAGUUCUGUGCAGUGCUGACCACACAGUGGUGGAGAGCAGGCUCUUCCCUCCCCACAGCAAUAGACCCCCAGGCAGUGCUUUGCCUUCAGCUGCAAGAGUGAGUGGCAACUAUUCUCAUAAACGAGGCACUCAAGGAGAAGGUUGUGGCACAAGCUAAGCAUUCUCUCUGCCAUUAUUGAUGUUUGCCAUGCUGAGGAUCUUCAAAUGUUUUACGUCACCUUGGCAUUUUGUUUCUUGGUCACUUUAAAGUAGGGAAUCUAUGGCCUUUAAGAUGCCUUUUUCCACAACUCCCAUCGUUCCUGACUAUUGGUCAAGCUUCCUGGGGCUGUUGGGAGUCCAAAAAUAUCUACAGGCCAAAAUUUUCCCAUCCUUGGUGUAGAGUAUGCAAGAAUUUGGAAAAUGUGUUCAAUAGAACAGAAUAGAUAAUACAAUUUUUUUAAUAGUACAUUAUUUCAAGGAACUCAGGUUAUUGUACAAGUUCAGGAUUUGUAGCCUACAAAAAGUGAAGGGUCCUUGGAAUAUGUAGGCUCUCACUCCACAUGUGUAUUCCCAGGUAUUUCUGAUACCUUGAUUAUGGUUUUUCUCCUUUUACUUUUAUCCUAGGGCAUGCAAGUAUUCUCAUGAAGUUUUUUCAGAGGCUAACCGAAAAGUCCUGAAGGCUCAUGAACUUUCUGGGCUCAAUGAGAAUGAACUGCGUGUUCUCCUCCUCCAAAAUGAUCAUUUUCUCUGGCCUGAUGUAAGUUAUGAAAAUACUGUAGCAUCACCGAGAUGUUUGUUUGCCCUCGCCUAUAGGUUGCCUUUUUAACUGGUUAAGGUGAGGAAACAGAAUGGAUGAUGACAAGAAAAUUGUAGUAGAGUUUCUGCAUUAUGAAGUUAGAUGAGACAGGGUUAGCGACAUUUGUUUAAUCGCGUUUCUGUCCUACUCAUGUGUCAAGAACCUUCACUACAAAAUAUGUGCAUGUGUAACAUGGUCAAAAUUCAUUGACGCAGGUGACACAUUACUUAUAAGCAUAAGAAGAGCCUUCUAGAUCAGGCCAUCUAGUCCACCAUCCUGUUUUCCCAGCGGCCAAGCAGAUGCUUAUGGGAAACCCGGAAGAAGGACUUCAGCCAAACAGCAUUCUCCUCACUUGCGAUUCUCAGCAUCUGGAGGAAUGCUGCCCCUGACAGGAGAGGCAAAGCAGAGCCAUUGUGGCUCGUGGCUCUUGCUCACCUCAUCCUCCGUGAAUCUGUCUAAUCCUCUCUUAAAGUUAUGCCACUCCCAGGCUUGUUUUUGUUUGUUACCAUGGUGUGUAUUAUUAUAUUAUAGCCACAUUUAUAGCCACAUAACACAUUUAUAGGAGUCUUGGUUGACCACAAACUUGACAUGAGCCAACAGUGUGACGCGGCAGCUAAAAAAGCCAAUGCAAUUCUGGGCUGCAUCAAUAGGAGUAUAGCAUCUAGAUCAAGGGAAGUAAUAGUGCCACUGUAUUCUGCUCUGGUCAGACCUCACCUGGAGUACCGUGUCCAGUUCUGGGCACCACAGUUCAAGAAGGACACUGACAAACUGGAACGUGUCCAGAGGAGGGCAACCAAAAUGGUCAAAGGCCUGGAAACAAUGCCUUAUGAGGAACGGCUAAGGGAGCUGGGCAUGUUUAGCCUGGAGAAGAGGAGGUUAAGGGGUGAUAUGAUAGCCAUGUUCAAAUAUAUAAAAGGAUGUCACAUAGAGGAGGGAGAAAGGUUGUUUUCUGCUGCUCCAGAGAAGCGGACACGGAGCAAUGGAUCCAAACUACAAGAAAGAAGAUUCCACCUAAACAUUAGGAAGAACUUCCUGACAGUAAGAGCUGUUUGACAGUGGAAUUUGCUGCCAAGGAGUGUGGUGGAGUCUCCUUCUUUGGAGGUCUUUAAGCAGAGGCUUGACAACCAUAUGUCAGGAGUGCUCUGAUGGUGUUUCCUGCUUGGCAGGGGGUUGGACUCGAUGGCCCUUGUGGUCUCUUCCAACUCUAUGACUCUAUGAUUCUAUAUUGAAAACCACUGUGCGAUCCUCAGAAGGACAGUGUAGAAAUUUAAAUUUAAAAGUAAGUAAAAGCCUUCCAAGUUGCUGGCCUCACUGCUUCUUGUAGGACCAAAUUCCCCUGUUAACUAUAUCCUUCACUAUCUUUUGUUUGUCCUAAAUCUUCGAACACUCAGAGUUUUGGGGCGUUCAUGAGUUUUAGUGUUAUGAGAGAAGGAGAAAAGCCUCUCUGUCCUCUGUCCAUACCAGGCAACGGUUUAUUCACCUCUGUUGUGUCUCCUCUUUACUCUCCUUUACAAUGAAAAGGCCCAAGUGGAGUCUCUCCAUCUUGUUGAUCAUUUUAAUUGUCCUUUUCUGAAACUUUGCCUGGUUUAUUUUUUGUGACUCAGCAAGAUCAUAACAUUUCUUUCAGGGAAAAAAUCAGAUGGCCCAAAUAUCCAAACAUAGAAUAUUUUGCCAUAAUUUGUGGAAAUAACUAACUAACAGCAUGUUCACAGCAAACAGUAAAAAUCUCCACUGUCUUCAGUGCCCCUUGAAGAGGGUACUCUCUGUAGGCACAUGUAUGCACACACAAGAGAGGGGAAGGCCGAGUCCUCAGCCACAAGGUGUAUUCUCUCCCUCCCGAAUUCUGAAGAGGCCUCCUCUUGCUGCUACUACAGUUUGGGUUUGUAAUCAAAUUGCAGACUAAUAUGCAGUCAGUAUAACCCCUGCCACAUGCCUUCUUCCUUAUGUGGAGUUUCUGUUGCCUGAUUAAUUGCUUGAACACUUUUUCCAUAGGAAGAAGGGAACUCCAAAUGCAAAAUUGGCAUGUUGAAGAGAAGAGUUCAGCUGAUCUGCAAUUAUGCUUGCUGUGUUUUUCAAAUAUCACCCUGUGCUCUCCCUGCUAUAUAUUCUAUAAUAUCACUGGAUGCUACCUACUAGGGCUGGGUAUCAAUAUAUCGCCCCAAACCAGUUUGAAGUUCAUAUCACCAUACUGGUUUCAGAAUUUUCGACCUGACAGUUCAUUGCAAAUCAUGGUGUGUAGGUGUGCUAUGCAAAAACCAUGUCGCGGGAAAAACUGAAGCCAGCCAAUGCCUCUACAUAACUCCAUCCAUACUUCAGUCAUCGUGAUAUAUCAGUAUAGCACAAUGUUACCUGGUAUGGUAUCAUGUAUGUCUGGGUAUAUCGCCCAGGACCGGUAUGAGGAGCAGACCACAGUGUCAGCUUCACUCAGCGGUGUAUUGCUGGUGAAACCACCACUGCUCCUGAGUCCCUUUGCUAGCGACUUGCUCCAGCGAGUGUUGCUAGCAGAGGGUCUCAUGAGAGGUGGCGGUUUCACAAGCAAUAUAUCGCUGAGUGAAACUGCCAUCCCACUCUGCCCUCAUACCAUGCAGAGGGAGAAAAAAGUGCACCGGUGAGGCGCCAAUACAGCUUGUUCCUCCCUCUGCAUCUUUAAUCUGCUCGGCGGCUGAGGAGAGUGUGGUUGCCGCUCCCCUCAGCCGAACAGUUAAGGGCUCACCGAGCCCAGCACUGCCUCCCGCAGAAGUGGGGGGAGCAGCGGGGACGGCUCUGCUGGGGAUACAGAGCCCUCCCCAUCCCUGGCAGAGCCGCAAAAAGGAGCCCCGUUGCUCUCCCCACAAGGAGACUCGGCUGGGGAUCAGGAGCCCUCCCAUGCCCCACCUAAGCCGUACAAACAAGCUGUGUUGUCCCACAGCCCACUAGGCACGGAGGUGAAACAGCCUCAGCUCCUGCGGUGAGGGCUGUGGCAAUUUCACCCAGCGCCUUGCAGGCUGAGGCCAAUGCAGCUUGUUUUUUCAACAUUGUGGCAUAUCGUCAGACCACAAUGUUUGGCUGGCGUUGAAAAGCUGAAAUCGCCCAGCCCUAAUACUGUGAUGCUGACAACCAGAUAUCUCCCGGCCCUACUGUCUACACAUUUUAAAAAUAUUUCUUUGCAAUCAUAAGCAGGAAGUCUUCAGCUUCUGUAUGUGAUACAGCUGCUAAGGAUAUUACCAAAACCGGUGUAUUUGUCCACAUUACAUGCAAUUCAGACCAGUGCAGUAUUAAUUGAAAUUCUUGUGUGUUUCUUACUUUCACUUCCUGUUUCCAGGUAUGCAAUUUCUACAAUAAAGGGGAUGGGAAUUGUGCCCAGCAAGAUAAUUGCACAAAGCUUCACAUUUGCCGGUAUUUCCUGAGAGGGGAAUGUAGGUUUCCUAAGUGCAAGAGGUCUCACAACCUUUUGCAACCAAAUGCUCUGAAGCUGUUGCUCGAAGGGGGAGUGGAUGAUCAAGUGGCCUGGAACAUCCAGACAAUCUGCGAACACAAAACUGCUGUACUGUCCAGAGAACUGGGUCCUCGCAAGGGUGAGUGAUUUAUAGGAAGGGGCUUGUGGGCAUCAUGUACUGCUUGCAUCACUCUGGCGUGUGAAAGGACCUCAUUUCUCCUCAUCAUUUGAAGCCCUUUCCCAUUCUUUUAGGUAAUUUUGCAAGACCUGCAUCAAGUGGAGAAAAAUCAAGUGCAGGAAAUCCGAAAGUAGCCAGACUUGAGCAAGCAUCUAGUAUACCUAAUCUCAUGGACCUCAACCUCGGCCCUGACCAAGGUGAACCAAUUUACUUUCUUAGCAAAGGAUCCAAGUUGAUUGAAUUAGGCCUAAGAUAGAAUAUCUGCAUUCUCAUGGCAAGAUACAGGGAUGAGCUUUAGCCCCAAUAUGCAGUAUGAGUCCCCUUUUAAACUUACAUUGAUCAAUUACCAACUACAUUUUUCAGCAGUUGCCAGAAAUUUGGGUAACGCUGAUGUUUUCAUAGGUAUGUGCCAAUAAACUCAGAUAAUUUGGGGAAUGGCAGAAUAUACAGUGGUACCUCAAUUUUUGAGUGUCUCGGAAGCCAAACGUUUCAGUUUUUGAAUGCCAAAAACCCAGAAGUACAGCCGUACCUCAGAAGUCGAACAGAAUUCAUUCCGGAAGUCUGUUCGACUUCCAAAAUGUUUGGAAACCAAGGUGCAGCUUCUGAUUGGCUGCAGGAAGCUCCUGCAGUCAGUCGGAAUCUACGGAAGCGGCAUUGGACGUUCGGGUUCCAAAGAAUGUUUGCAAACUGGAACACUCACUUCCAGGUUUGUGGCAUUCAGGAGGCAAAACGUUCGAGAUCCAAGGUAUGACUAUAAUGGCUUCCAUUUUCGAAUGCACCUCGGAAGUCAAAUGGUCUUCCAGAACAGAUUACAUUCGAGAACCGAGGUACAGUGGUACCUCGGGUUAAGAACUUAAUUCAUUCUGGAGGUCUGUUCUUAACCUGAAACUGUUUUUAACCUGAAGCACCACUUUAGCCUCCCGCUGCCGCUGCACGAUUUCUGUUCUCAUCCUAAAGCAAAGUUCUUAAUCUGAGGUAAUAUUUCUGUGUUAGCAGAGUCUGUAACCUGAAGCAUAUGUAACCCGAGGUACCACUGUACCACUGUAAUAUAUCCCACAAACAGCGUAGAUUGCAUACACAAACUGCCACAGUAUGUUACAGUGCUGAGUGCUACUGCUCCAAUUUUGUCAUUUUGUCACAGCCAUUGUAAUGGGUUUGGCUGCACAAAUAAAUAAUAUUUGACAGCCAUGUUUUGCUCUACUUUAAUCUUUUCCACCAACCCCAUCCAGCAUUCUAUGAGUCCUCAGUUCUCCCCCGCAUAAUGGUGGUAGUGGUGGGUUCUCAAAGCCUGCCGAUGUGUCCAUGUUACAUGUGGAUGGUACUAUUCUGGACUGGUAAGCGGUUACAUAUGACUACUGCUGCCACCACAUAUUUGGUAUAUAUCUUUCUCUCACACACAAUGAACAACUUCUGUUGCAUGUGAACUGACCCAGACCCUGCAACCUUCCUUGUGUACCUCCUUGGCAAGAGAUCUGGAGGGCAGCAAUAUGAGACGGGCCUCCUUGUGGAAUGCCUGGCCUGGCACCUUCGUUGCAUAUCUUUAGGCGCCAGGCAAAAACACUCCUCUUCUCCUGCCCUUUGGCUAAUUAAACAAUCUAUGGCUUUUCAACUCUCUGUGUGGCGAGGGGUGGGUAUUGUUUUUGUUUGUUAUUAUGGUUUGUAUUUUUGUGUUUUUAUAUUGUAAACUGCUCUGUGAUCUUCGGGUGAAGGGCAGUAUAUAAUAUUAAAAUUUAUUAAUAAUACCAACUUAUAUCAGUUUUAUAACAAUGUAGCUGUUGUUGCCUCUCAAAGAAUUAUUUAAACUAGUUUGAUGCUGAUUUAAUUCUAUUUGGGAUCCCUCACUCACCCAACCCCAACACAGUUCCCGGGGGGGGGGGGAGAAAAAGGUGCCCCUGGUGCCAUGCCCACUUCAGGUAAGAUUGUGGUGGAUCACACUCUGUCAGUCUUAAAAUUAGGAACAAUGCAUUGUGCCUUGUAGCAUAAUUUAGGGUUGAUUCCCUGUACUCCUAAUUUGCAUUAGCCUUAUCCUGAACUGACAGUGUUGCUGGCUGCUCUUUGUCGGUGUUUGGAUUUGGAUUUGAUAUCCCGCUUUAUCACUACCCGAAGGAGUCUCAAAGCGGCUAACAUUCUCCUUUCCCUCCCCCCCCCCACAACAAACACUCUGAGGUGAGUGGGGCUGAGAGACUUCAGAGAAGUGUGUGCCUUUUUCAAAAAAUGAAAUUUUUUAUUCAGAAUUUUUAUAAAAUACAUAUAACAAUAAACUAAGAAAUCCAAACAAGGUAUAGUGGUGAGCAUAGUUGCCUUCCAAAGCAAGGCACAUAUUGAUACCUCUUUGCAUGUUUUAUCACAUGAUUCUUCUUAAGCAAGGUUUACUAAAGAUUGUGUUCCUUUAUUUCUCCCCCUGUCCAUCUUUUACAGGUGUCAAAGCCACUCCUUACACUAAACCACCUCAGAACGCAGAGAAGGAGAAAAGUGAUGAGAUAUGUCUUUUCUAUGUCUGGCGGUUCUGCAAAAAUAAAAGUAAGUCCCAACAGACAAGUCCAAGGCCAGGUUUCCAUUUAGGCCUUCCCCAGGAGUAAUAAUGCUUUAAUUUGCUUUGCCAACUUUGCUUACAUUGCUUCCACCUGCCCCAUUUGCCCACUCAAGAAAUGGCCUUGGGUGCAGCAACAGGAUCCAGUGUAUCAGAACGAGGGGUGAGGGUGUCAAAGAAACUGGAAUGCUGGGACGGAGAGGGGGGCUGGAGCUCUCUGCUCCCCCAACCAUCACAUUUGAUAGUCAUAUUAUUUGUCUGAUGAAAGGAUAUGCCAGGUAUUGAUUUGUAAAUGUUGUUGGCAUCUGUCUGCCUCAAGGCUCAAUGGAGUGUGUGCCGGGGGGGGGGGGGGUUAAGUCACACUGCUGUGUUACACUCCUGGGGUGUAAGCCUGGGCUGCCCACCCUAUUUUUUAUUUUUAUCUUAAUUGAGUAGUGAUGCUGCCAUUGAACGAGUGACCGGGUACUGUUACGGGCUAUUCAGUGGAAGCUUAACCUGAGCAAGACCUAACUGCUGAUGGCAGGCUGCCUUAGGAAUGAGGAGUCCGUGUUUUUGCUUGUCAUGGAUGAGAUCAGCCUCCUGAAGCAGCUGCUUCCUGGCCCUGUCUUGCUGCCUGAUCUUCACUGGCAGCGGGGACUAGGAGCACCUCUUUACCAGCUCUGGUUGUAGUGCAUCUUCUCAGAUAAGAAUCUGUCUAACUACCAUCCUUGGAAUCCUCCGGCUAGAUUACUGUGAUCAGUGUGAGAUGGAAGGCACGUAUAGCCCUAGGUUUAAGUCACUUGUUUGCUUUUGAGUCUUGACUCAAGUCUUGCUUCCAGUUCAGGACAAUGGUGCCUUGUCAUUCAGACCAUGAAUGUUCUUUGACUCUGCUCUGAUACUCUGCCCUGUUCCCUGAGAAAGGGGGUGAGAGGCUCUGCUUGAUGUUCUGUUAUUUACUCAAAUAAAACGGUACGAGUUUCUAUAUAGUGGCAUCCACACUGUGGCAUUUCCUACAAAAAUAAACAAGGGUUGGAUCUGUGUCCAGACCUUCUGCUCUGCAUCAGUUCACGUGCUCAUUUGUAAGUCUGCUGUCCUGUUUCCACAUCAAUGUCAAAAUGUCAAUGUCAAAAAUAAGAAGACAUAUAAAUUCACUUUUUUUACAAAAUAUAUUUUGUAUACAUUUACUAAAAAAUAAAUGUAUAUGCAUCUUAACCUAUAAUACACAUUUUGAUACUUUUUUCAUAAUACAUUACAAUCAAAAAUGGUUUGUUUAUGCUAAACAAAAGCAUUAAAAAGAAAGUGAAAAUACAAUGUCCUCUUUUGCAUAUAAAUCUUAACUUGUCCCCCACAGAGAAAGGUGAACCCUCCCAGCUCUCGCCUGGGAACGUCCCUUGCUUCUCCCAUCCUCCCCCCCAGGGAGAGCUUCUCUUCUCUGCUUCUGCCACAGGUCCUUCAUCAACUUUCCAUCUCCUUCAUUUGUGUGUGCCGCGUCUUGUGAUCGAUUAUGUGGGGUGGGGCGUACUUGGAUAAAAUACCCAGUAUUUUAUUCAAUUUGUCACCCGUGCUCUUGGGUAUACAUUUGCUGAUUCUGCUUCUUUGCUCAUAUGUUUGUGUUUUCUCUUUUUAGCAUAAUUUGGCUUUUUAUGGCUUUUAAUAGCAGCUGUGUUAGCCACUUUCAGCAUUUUGUUAAGGAAGAUUUAAAACAUACAAUGUUUUACAGACAUGCAGAAGUUGGACUCUGAUUAGUUUUGUUUUAUCACCUUGCAUAUCAGUUGAAGCAACCAGUGACUCACUUUUGCUUGUUCUCUUUGCAGCUAACUGUAACAUGAUUCAUUACGAUAUGCCUUAUCGAUGGCAGGUACAGACUGCAAAUGGUUGGAAGGAUUUGCCCCGAAGAGAGGAAAUAGAAAAAGCUUAUUCUGACCCAAGUAUUACCAGGUAUAAAGCUGGUCUUGGUAUUCCACAGAUAUGUGCAGACCUCUGCCAGUCAGCUGGUCCCACAGACAUGCUUAAGCUGAGUGGGCAGUUGCUACAAUGGAGGAGGAGUGGUGGGAGGGCUUGCCUGGAAACACUCCCUGCCCACCCCCAAAAGGGGGGGGGAUGAAGGGGAAAAGAGUCUCUCGCUGAGGGCGAGUGGCUUGGAAGGAAGCUAUCUACAGGGAGGGGGGGGCAGUAUUUGAUCCCCUGCUAAAUUUGCCCAUUUGCCCUCUGACGAAGAAAUGACCAGUCCAUAAUUUUAGUGAUAGGUUUAUUGUUGCUGUGAGAGACAGAAUAACAACAGGAAAACUCCCAGAAAUCCAGAAGACAAAAGUCAGAGAUUGAUGUGCAUUAUAAUGAGUGAAAUAAGUAUUUGAUCCCUUUGCAAAAGAUGACUUAGUACUUGAUGGCAAAACCCUUGUUGGCAAUUACAGAGGUCAGACGUUUCUUUUCUUUUUUAAAAAUAAUUUUUAUUAAGUUUCCAUAUUACCAAAUUAAACACAUCAAACCAAUUAAUCCAAAUUAUAACAAUACACAUCAUAUAAUCCAAUUGUUUUCCAAAUUAUAAUUUUUUGUGGGGUGUACCCAUGCUUCUUGAUCGGCAGGAGUCCGGUCCUCCAAUAUUUCUGCUGCUUUCAUAUUUACAGUCCCCUCUUCUCAAUCCUUGUCGUUACUCAUUUUCCUUUUCAUUCACCUCCGAAUUACUCUGCAAGUGGGUUGAAAAAAACAGUCGUAUUUGUGUUACUGUGUGGGCUUUGUACUGCUCUCUCGUAAAUCACUCUCAUCCAAUAAUCCAGGCAUUUCCGCUUGAGCAAGCAAUCGCCAUCUUGCCAUUCCAAUGAAAUACAGUCUAAAAGCCCGCUUGUUAACUUUCCCGACCUGUUGCAUCGUAAAUUAGUCUUUUCCAGGAGGGCUGCCCCUUCCAGUUCACAAUCCCAUCCAGAUAACAAAUCUUCGGCUCGUCCUCCCCAAGACCAAACCCCCUGCAACAAAGGUCUGUCCUUCCAUAUCAUAUCUCAAUUCUUGCUGCGUCACAAAGAGAGCCUUUCUUCUUUCCAAAUCCUUGACAGAGUAAAACCUUUAAAUUCAUAUUAUUCCCACACAGUUCAUUUUUAAUCCCAUUUGCCAAUUAGUUGUUGCGACGGAUCUUCUGAGGGGGAGGGUUGUUAGGUAAUCACAUGAAACAAAAAAUAAAAAGUCAUUCCCCCCCCUUUCCUUUCCGUUCCGUUCCAUUCCACAUACCAGCAUGUCUGUAGUACUUUGAUGUAAUCUUCCGUCUCAAUCUUCUUCAUCUCGGUGGUAAAAUUAUUAGCAGAUAAAAACCUCCUGCCUCUCUCGAAGCAUGUGAGUUAACUUUCUCCAAAUUUUUUCCUUUUAAGUAACGCAACUAGUUUCGCUCCUGGAAGCAGCUUCGGAGGAGUUCCGAGACCCGCUGAGGGUUAUGCACCCAGUGCCUCUCAUCCCCUCCUUCUUCCAAACUCGGGGGUGAUUUAUGGCAACCGCGGGUGAAAACUGCAUCUUUCCCUUCCCUGGAAAGAUGAGGGAGACUGAUUUACUCCCCAUAAUUAGUCUCUAAUUACCUCGUGCGAGCUGGAUAGAUGUUAUUAUCCGCCAUCUUCCAAGGCGCCCCUAGCGGCCCCCGAGGUCAGACGUUUCUUGUAGGUGGCCACCAGGUUUUCACACAUCUCAGGAGGUAUUUUGUCCCAUUCCUCUUUGCAGAUCAUCUCCAAGUCAGUAAGAUUUCGCGGCUGAUGUGUAGCUACUUGAACCUUCAGCUCCUUCCACAGAUUUUCAAUGGGAUUUAGGUCUGGAGACUGGCUAGGCCACUCCAGGACCUUAAUGUGUUUCUUCUUGAGCCACUCCUUUGUUGCCUUGGCUGUGUGUUUUGGGUCACUGUCAUGCUGGAAUACCCAUCCUCGACCCAUUUUCAAUGCCCUGGCUGAGGGAAGGAAGUGCUCACCCAAGAUUUGAUGAUACAUGGUCCUGUCCAUCGUCCCUUUGAUGCGGUGAAGGUGCCCUGUCCCCUUAGCAGAAAAACACCCCAAAGCGUAAUAUGUCCCCUUCCAUGUUUGAUGGAGUUCUCUCCAUGUUUGAUGAUGGUGUUCUUGGGGUCGGGGCAGCAUUCCUCCUCCUCCAAACACGGAGAGUUGAGUUGAUGACAAAGAGCUCGAUUUUGGUCUCAUCUGACCGCAACACUUUCACCCAGUUCUCCUCUGGGUCGUUCAGAUGUGCAAUGGCAAACUGCAGACGGGCCUGUACAUGUGCUGUCUUGAGCAAGGGGACCUUGCGGGCUCUGCAAGAUCUCAGUCCUUCGUGGCAUAGUGUGUUACCAGCUGUUUUCAUGGUGAAUAUGGUCCCAGCUGCCCUGAGAUCAUUGACAAGUUCCCCCCGUGUAGUUCUGGGCUGCUUCAUCACCUUUCUCUUGAUCAUUGCAACUCCACGAGAUGAGAUCUUGCAUGGAGCCCCAGACCAAGGUAGGUUGACAGUUAUUUUGUGUUUCUUCCAUUUGUGAAUUAUUGCACCACAUUCUCACCAAGCUGCUUGGCAAUAGUCUUGUAGCCCAGUCCAGCCUUGUGCAGUCUUGUCUCUGACAUCCUUGGACAGCUCUUUGGUCUUGGUCAUGAUGGCUACUUUGGAAUCUGCUGGAUUGAUUGCUUCUGUCGACAGGUGUGUUUUGUACAGGUACUAUAACGAGCUGGGGUUACAGCUAAGACCUCUCCCUUACAGCAGGUGCUUCUAAUCUCGGCUCUUUACAUACAGUGAAGAUACCAGGUAGCCUGACAUCUGGCUGGUUGAUAGGGGUUCAAAUACUUAUUUCACUCACUAUAAUGCACAUCAAUCUCUGACUUUUGUCGUCUGGGUUUCUGGGGGUUUUCCUGUUGUUAUUCUGUCUCUCAGCUACAAUAAACCUACCAUUAAAAUUAUGGACUCUUUCCCCUCCUCAGUUCAUGAACAGAUGGAAUGAAGCCUUGGGGAAAUGUUCGUUAUUUCUUGCUUGAUAAAACAUGUUGGGAGGGUGUGACCAAGAGUGGAAAAUGUGAGCGCUGACUACUAUGUACAGGUUGAGCCCCCGUUAAGAAUCCUGGUGUAGGAGAAUAAGAGGAAGCAUCCUCUGUAGUGUCAUUGCACGAGGCUGCAGAGCUUGUAGGAGAGAAUCUGGUUAUUUUGAGAAAAGGCACUUUUUGCUUUAAGAAACCACAGGGGUCCAGUGACAGGGCAAAGUUGGAAGACCAGCUACUUGCCUUGGGGUACAUUGUUACAGUAUGUGCUAUGAACCCGCAUACCAUAUUUUUUGCUCUAUAAGACGUACCAGACCACAAGACGCACCUAGUUUUUGGAGGAGGAACACAAGAGAAAAAAAAUUCUGGAUCUCAGAAGCCAGAACAGCAAGAGGGAUCGCUGCGCAGUGAAAGCAACAAUCCCUCUUGCUGUUUUGGCUUCUGGGAUAGCUGCGCAGCCUGCAUUCGCUCCAUAAGACGCACACACACAUUUCCCCUUACUUUUCAGGAGGGAAAAAGUGAGGCUUAUAGAGCAAAAAAUACGGUACUACAAAGAAGUUUAGGAACUUUUGCUGGAAUUGCGACGUGUUUGUUAUGAAUAUGUGUUAACCCAUAACCUUAAUGCCCACAAGAACAUAUCACACCAAAGGAAUAAAGAAAGCUUGAUUUAUUAUAUGAAAUAGCAGUGACAGAAUAUAUAAAAUUACAAUUUAAGCAGGCAGCAACUCCUACAAUACAUGCCCACCCAGCCCUUGUUAUGAAAAGUGAAAGAUUAUUUUAAAAAGCCUACAGAAACGUAGGUGUGACGGUUUUGCUAGCAGGACCCAUACUAAGAGCAAGAAAUGGAAAGGGAAGAAUAUACCUAUCCUUAAGGCAGAGUGGGUGUGUGCUGUUCUUGAGAGUACUGAGAAGAAGAGAGUUCUUUUCUUUGGAGCUGGAAUAGGAGCUAAAAUAGCUACUGGCUACAGGAAAGUUUUAGUAAUAUUUUUAGCUGCCUUUUAAUAGGGAAGGGAGGGGCUUUCAAAUGAGUAAAUUCUGCUCAUUUUUCACCUUGUCCAUCUCCAUCUUGCAAAUUAAGAGUUUGGAAGAACUCUUAAUUUCUUAAGGAGAAAAUGACUAAAACUGGCCAUCCCACUCUGGUGUUUUGCUUUAACAGUGAAAAACUGUGAUCUUAGUAAAUGAUUAACUGAGCCUUGUCCUCUUUUUGUCUGUUCCUUGCCUUUGUCUUGAUAGCCUCCUAUUCAAGUGGGAGGUUGUACUUGGGAACUUAAUUUGUAUGGCAUGAGGCAUUUCCUGAAUGUUGUGAACUGUCCUGAGAUCUAUGAGUAUAGGGCGGUACACAAACUUACCGUAUUUUUCGUUCUAUAGGACGCACAUUUCCCCCUCCAAAAACUAAGGGGAAAUGUGUGUGCGUCCUAUAGAGCGAAUGCAGGCUGCGCCGCUAAGCCCAAAGCCAGAACAGGAAGACGGAGCACUGCGGAGCGCUCCGUCUCGCUGUUCUGGCUUGAGAACAGCCUUGCUAGCUUCUGCAGGACAGCGGGGUGAAGGCACCCUGCUGCCCUGCAGAGGUUUGCGCGCAGCCCUCCCCAAGCUAGAGCAGCGAGACGGAGCACUCCAUCUCGCUGUUCGGGCUUGGGACCAGCCUUGCUAGCCUCUGCAGGACAGCGGGGUGAAGGCACCCCGCUGCCCUGCAGAGGUUCUGCGCGCAGCCGUCCCCAAGCUAGAGCAGCGAGACGGAGCCCUCCGUCUCGCUGUUCUGGCUUGGGAACAGCCUUGCUAGCUUCUGCAGGACAGCGGGGUGAAGGCACCCCGCUGCCCUGCAGAGGUUUGCGCGCAGCCCUCCCCAAGCUAGAGCAGCGAGACGGAGCAGCGCUUCCCCCCACUGCCAGCCCCACAAGCUCUGGUGAAUGUACCUUGAACGCACCUUGUUUUGGAGGGGGAGAACAAGAAAAAAAAUCUUUUCCCCUGUUCUCCCCCUCCUAUGAUCCGGUGCGUCCUAUGGUCCGGUGCGUCCAAUGGAGCGAAAAAUACGGUAAUAAAUAAUAUAAUGCCUUUAGGAUAGUUUUGAGAACAGGCUGGUACCAGGGUUCAAAAAUGGUUCAACGUGGAGGGUCUCCUGUCUUAGAAUUAAUGUCAACCGUCUCGUUUUGCCAUGGCCUAAUAAACCACAGAAAUAAGUUCAGAUUCACACCUUCUUAUAACUUAUUCAGAACAUUCCCAGUCCUAAUGAUCAGGAAAUAAAGAGCAUAUCCCCAUGGGCUUACCUUUGUCUUCUCCAUGCCAGUUCCAUCAUGGCAGAAAACUUGGGUGUUAGAAGGUAUGAUGAUAAUAUAUAUUGGAAGAUCAUUAAUUGUCUAAUUAGAAUGUGCAGUAUUGUAUCUGUAAAGUUUGUACCCAUUUACAAUUAGACAUGUUUCCUCUUUCACAUUCGCAUAGUAUUUCAGAUCCAGAAUACAUCGAUUUCAGCACCAUGACCACUUCUAUGUCCCAUGUUCGACGUCUGUCCACCCCAUCAUCUGUCACCAAACCUCCUAAGUUUGUAAUGACAACAAAGUGGCUUUGGUACUGGAAGAAUGACCUGGGCCAGUGGACUGAAUAUGGGACACAGGUCAGUAUGAAUUCUGUUUGUCUCUGGUAUUGUGCAGAAUGCCUGCUGCCAGGGUCUCUGGACCUCUUCAGACAUUACUUCUUGGAGAUAAAUCUCAAGCCCAUUAAGAGUCUCCAGUUUUUGCAAACAAUGAAGACAAAGUAACAUUUGAUCCAGGCUCCUAUUUGUUUGGUAUCAUAAGUGACCCCCCCCCAACAACUUAUGCAAAAAUGCUCCUUUGCACUAUAAUCCUAUGUCCCACUGUGCUUAACGGUUUCCUUCCCAACAAUAAGGUUUAGAAUUAUACAGCUGGGCUGUCAGUAUAUUCCAUUUGUUGUUGCAAGAUAUUUUUUAUUUGAGGAUUUCACUAUAAAAGCCCUGUGUGCAUCUAGGGCAGUUGUAUUUAAAUGAUCCCUACUUUCAUUUUAACAACACAGUAGAUUCUUUUCAUUGAAGAUAAGGUUCAAUUUAUAAAUUUAUUUUAUACACACACACACCCCUCUCUCUCUGGGAGGCUUCAUAAUCAAAGGUAAACAUGCAGGAGUAAGGUAUGAGGUUUAUGGAAAACCCAUACCACUUACGAGCUGUUCUGGAGGGAAUUUUGACAUUCCUGCACUUAGACCAUGGUAAGAAUUGCCAACAUUUGACACUCCUGAGCCCAAACCCCUUUCUCCGAUUAUUGCUGUUUCCCAUUUCCUGAUCUGCCAAAAUUGUGUCGCUUAAGAACAUAAGAGUCUGCUGGAAAAUAUACUUUUUAUGGGUGGCUGGAAAAAGCAAAGCUCUUGCGGUGUAAAUAGUCUUUUGCCUGCUAUCCAGCUGCAUCUGUGUUAAUGGAUGGGAGGCAGAGGCCUGAGGGCUGAAUGUGCUCCUCCUGGCCUCUUCUUCUUGGGACUCUGCCCAGGCCUCACUGGUCUUGCUUUGCACAUUCCUUGAGUGACUUUGAAUUCUGAUAAUCUUUCUUGCAUUCCUUGAUGGAGGGAGGAUACAGGGGUGGGGUACGUGUAGAAACUAUUCUACUGUACAAAGGUAAAAUUGAAUCCUCCUGUUUGCUCACUCUUGCCUCUGACUCUCAUCCACAAGUGGCAUAUAAUGCCCAGAAAGAAAUGCAGUUCUCUGGCUGAAACAGGUUCUCUACUCCUGAUGUAUUAUAGAAAUCAUAGAAUUGCAGAGUUGGAAAGGGUGGCUGAGAGUCAUUUUGUCCAACCCCCUGCAAUGCAGGAAUCUCAGCUGAAGCAUCCAUGACAGAUGGCCCCCCAACCUCUGCUUAAAAACCUCCAAGGAAGGAGAGUCCACCAUCUCUCCUGGGAGUCUGUUCCACUGCUGAACAGCUCUUACUAUCAGAAAGUUCUUCCUGAUGUUGAGUCGGUAUUUCCUUUUUUGUAAUUUGAAUGCAUUGGUUUGAGUCCUACUCUGCGGAGCGGGUGAAAACAAGCAUGCUCCUUCCUACAUGUGAUAGCCCUUUAGAUAUUUGAAGAUGACUACCAUAUCUCCUCCCAAUCUCCUCUUUUCCAGGCUAAACAUACCCAACUCCCUCAAUCAUUCCUCAUAAGGCUUGGUUUCCAAGUUCUAAAGUCAGUUUCAGUACUUUGAUUAAUUUUCAUUUGCACUAAUGUGCAUCCAGUAAGCUGUUUUAGCAGUGUUUGUAUUUGCAUGCCAGUGGUAUUACAUAAGCAUUUCAUUUUAAAUUGGGAAAACACUUGGCUGUGCUGAUCCUAAUGACUUUCAUGUGGCUUUACUUGUCACAUUUCACAUUUUUCCUUUACAGGGUGGACAACUCCAGGAAUCCAGUUUAGGUUCUGAUGAUUUGGAGAAUUUAUUUCUAGCAGUUCCAGAGGGCAGUGUCCAGUUCAAAGCUGGCUCCCAGCAAUACGAGAUCAGCUUUAAAGGUAUUGUAACUACAAUGGCCUGCAGUAUAUUCAAAGUUUCCCAGAAUUCCAUAGCAUCUAAGAGACUAACUCCACCUUUGUAUUCCAUCGUAACAUUUAAUGCCGACUAUGAAAAUACCCACUUAAAGCUUAGAAAUGAUACAUAAAGGAAGAAUUGCAAGGGUGCACAGAGAAUCUGCCAUUCUGCUCUCAAAUUCCCUUGGAGGUGUAAGACUUUUUAGUUGGCUUUUGGUGGCCAAAGAACAGCUGCUCGGCUUCACCCUUUACUGUUAGAAAAACAGAAAGUUGGCUUGUGUUCUCUGACUUGCUGAAUUAAAACAUGUGUCCUCUUUUUCAAGAUAUGAAACAGAGAAACUUGCAGUAUCAAACCCAGAGAGAGGUUCGGAGACGCCCCAAGUUUGUUUCCUCUGAAGAUGUAAAGACAAAGAAGGGGUAUAAAGUCAACAUUUUUAUCAAAUUUUGCUUUAAAAAGCAGACUAUCCAGCGUAUGAAAAUAUAUCUAUCUGUGCUUAUACCCCAGAGAGACUGAAUAAUUUCAUUACAUACUUUGGGAAAAUGUGCUGUCUUGUUUUUAGUUCCCUUAUGCUACCAUAGAGUGUUUGGCUUGUGUGGUUUCUGACCAUGGUGCCAGACGAUGAUUAGAGCCUAGUUUCUCAAACUAGGAUUUGGUAAGAUGUCCCUGGAAUGAGACAUGUGAGGUAAAUAAAGAACCCUGGAUGAGACAGGCUGCCCCCACACGACCACAAAUCCUUGUGUGUUGGCAUUGCACCUUCUCUCUCUCUCUCUCUCUCUUUCUCUCUCUGUCUCUCUCUCUUUCUCUCGCUUUUCUUUCUGUCUUUCUUUCUUCCUCCCUCCCUCCCUCCCUCAACUGCUUGACAUACAACACAACAUUCAGUAUGGGAAAUUUCCUAUAUACGGUGGUACCUCUGGAUGCGAACGGGAUCCGUUCCGGAGCCCCAUUCGCAUUCUGAAGCAAACGCAACCCGCGUCUGCACGUGUAUGAGCGGCAAAACCCAGAAGUAAUGCGUUCCGUUACUUCCGGGUCACUGCGGAGCGUAACCUGAAAACACUCAACCCGAAGCUACUUCAACCCGAGGUAUGACUUGUACAUGUAUUGAUGAGCAGGAGAAUCACCUGCAGCUAAAGACAAAAUGUAUUACUUGUGAUAAGUGAGUACAGUGGUACCUCUGGAUACGCACACCUCUGGUUGCAUAUCCUUCAGGAUGUGAACGUGGCAAACCCGGAAGUAUUUUUCCGGGUCUCACCCCGCACACAUGCACAGAAGUGCUCUACUGCGCCACACGCUUGCACAGAACAGGCACCUCUGGUUGCAAAUUCCUCGGGAUCCGACCGGAGCUCCGGAAUGGAUCCCGUGCGCAACUGGAGGUACCACUGUAUUGUGAAAAAGAGCAAUAUACAAAUCAAACAUAACGUCAACUGUCAUGUUUACAGAUAAAACAGUUUCUUAUUGCAAGUGGCAGCAGCCAUGAGGAGCUGCUGCAUUUAGAGAAAAAGAAGCUGCAGUCAAAUAUGUUCUCUCUCUUCCCUCCAGCCACACAAAUCAGGCUCCAGCGUCUACUCCAUUCACAGACUAUCCAAACACCUGGGAUAAAUCAGCACUACCUGCAAUUGGGUACAAGGUAACUGAUUUACUGCAGGAAAGGAUAUAAUUUUUCUAGGCUGACACUUGUACAUGUCAUUAAUGCGGUCUAUGUCUAGAAAGAAGAUAGUUACAUUUUUCUUUAGUAAAAUGACAAACGCAAACAUACACACUUGUGGGAUCUGAACUAACAGUGACUGACAAGGAGCAAGACCUUGUGUAGAGGAUUUCUUAGUGAAGAUUUCUGUCAGCUGAUCGGUGGGUGGGAGACUGGGAACCACUGAUAUAUUAAAUGAUAUUGUGUAUCACAUUAGGAUUUUCUAUAAUGUAUAACUGUUUAAUAAUAUAAUUUUUUUUUUUUAAAUUGAAGGCAGUCAGUUUUCUCUGGGGCCAUGGGAAUACCUUCAACACAUUGUGAUACCUUUCAUUUUAGGCUGUUGAAGUCAUCAAGACGUCUCCUGAAUAUACUAAGAUUGAGACUCUUUUUCAAAAGACAAUGAGCAAUUAUGCCAUCGAUAAACUAAAAAGAAUUCAGAAUCCGUCCCUUUGGCAAAUCUUCCAAUGGUUUGUUUCUAUUUUAUCACAUUAUCCUAGUCAACAGUGCAAACCAGAUGUUUAAUCACUGAUUAAUCACUGAAAAGCAGCAUAUGAUCAGGAGUUUUAAAGUAUUCCAACAAUUUCUCUCCCGCGUGGCUCAUUCAAAAUCUUCGUCUCUCAACUUGGGGAAUUAAAUUUUGAAUGGCAAACAGCAGAGGGGCGAAGCUUAAAACUUUAACUGCUUCUGUUCUUUUUAACUACAAUAGUCCAACUAUCGUCAGGUUGUUCAUGCACCUCAUGUGUACAACCUCGUUGGUGCUGAUAACUUUGCCUGCAUCAUAUGAAGUUUGGCAUGGACUCUUAAAUCUUAGCACCUUCACCUUCUUGGGUAAAAAAAAAAAAAAGCUUUGAGGACAAAACUGGAUAACUCACUAAUCCUGGUUCUAGACAUGGGCACACUGUAAACAACAAAACGUAACUCACUUGCUUUAGAGUAAAUGUAGUUCCAGUGCUGUGGUUCCCUAGAAGCAAGAAAAGCACAGAAUAUGGCAUAGAAUUCAGAAUCUGUUUCCACAAACAUUUGCCAUUUCAUUUCACGCAGUCUGACAUCAGUGCAUCCGUCAUGUGAGGUUAUUAACACAAUGCCUAUCAAGGACGUCUCUGGGCUGACACUUUCCUAGGUCAUGAUGGAGAUAAUAAUGCAGAUGAUAAUAACAGUGCAGGGUGGGGGGUUGUAAACUGUACCAUAAAUGCUAAUCUUUUCAUAUUGCUGGCAGAAUGAAACACAUAUGUGAAAGUGUCAUUGUAUUACAGUCAAGAAUUUAUGGGGGAGACAGUUGUUGUGUAAAAAAUAAAUGAACAAAGUACUGUCUACUCUCAUCGUGAUAGCUCAGUACUGAGCUCUUACCUAUGCUCAGGUGGACUUCCUUGGCGCUUUCCAUUUGUUCUGGUUAUCUCCCCUACUAAACUGGUGAAGAUGGCCCUGAGGAGCGAUUACUGCUUGACUCAUCUACCUUUCGCAGAGAGACCAGGGCAUUGAUAGAAACUGGCCAGCUGGAAACUCCCAGAGUGUUUAGGAAUCCUUCAAAUCUCAUUUGAUCCAAAUUCAUGGGGCAGAUUUGGCCCAUCACUCCAGCAGAGGGCAAUGGUUGCUGCCUGCCUAAACGUCAACAGGAAGUGAGAAACGUUUGUUUCAUUCUAGGCAAAAAGAACAGAUGAAGAAGAAAAAUGGGGGAAAGACAGUGGAUGAGAGACUUCUGUUCCAUGGGACUAAUCCUUCUAGCUUGGAGGCCAUCUGCAGUGACAACUUUGAUUGGAGAAUCUGUGGAACCAAUGGAACAGCCUAUGGAAAAGGUAUGUAGAGUGCUAAAUAAGAUACCAGCAAGCUCACUGUAGAAGCCUGCUAAAAACGGAAAUUAAAAAGCUUCAGGAGUUUCCAGGGAAGAGAGAGAUAAACAAGGGUAUUUCCCAUUUGAAAGGAUGUUUUUUAGAUCAAUGAUGAUUUCCCUUAGGGAUCUGUUCCUGUCUGUGAUGUGAAAGUUGAGGAAAUUAAAAUCUGAAAGAGCAGAUUUUGGAGUUGUGAUGGCCAGGUAUGAUUAAAAACCUGUCAACGUACAGUUCACCCUCCACCCCAAAAACAGAGAGGAGAGUGAUGCGAGUGCUGACUUCACCUCUCUUCCAAUUUAACUCCCUUUCAUCAGCGGUGGCUGGGAGCCCUGUGACCUGUUCAGGUGGCAUGGCAAAGCAGGUGGCUGAGCCAUCCCUCUCCUGAGCCCUGGGCAAUGAUCAGGAAUGUUAGGGCCUGUAGCUGAGCAACAUCUGGCGCCACCUGGUGUGAAGUCCCAUUGGUUUCAGGGGCACUUAGCACACACCAGUCUUUCUCACUGAAACAAGUGGGUUUUAAAAGGGCUUAAAUUAUGAGUUCAGUGUGCCCUAUUGUUGGUUUUAAAAUAUGAUAUGAUAGGAUAUAUUAUUACAUUACAUUAUAAUUUAUACCCCACCUUUUCCCCUGACAGGGAUUCUUAGUGGCUUACAGAUAAAAAUAAGAACAGCUAAAAGCCUAGGGAGGGAAACAAUUAGGCACUGAAAGAUUUCUUUCCCUCCCCCCCCCCCAAUAUAUUAAAACUAUACAAGUAAUUACUAUAAAAACAGCAUAGCACCAGCCCUUCCUAGAAGAAGAUUCAAAUCCUGUAAGCUCUUACAUAGGAGUAAGUUGCUCUGAGAAGACAUGUAGAGUUGCACAAGACAGGUCCCUGCCCAGAGACGUUUACACUCUAAAAUGUAACAAGAGACAGUUGAGGGUUGUACUGUUCAUCUUCUUUCCAUCCAGCUUGCAUGUUUCAGCCUUGGCCCAGUCAUUGUUUGUCUGCCUCACCUCCUUGACAUGGAUGUUGUGAGGAUGCAGUGGGAGAGCGUCCUGUUUUGGCACACUCAGUUCCUUGUCGAAAGGACAACAUACUGAUGUGAUAAGUCACACUUUGGGAUAAGCUGCCAUUGUGGUGGAGAGACGAUUGGUUCUUAUCUCUGUUCAACCAUGAGACUGAUGAGCUGCCCUUGGGACAGCCAUUGUUUAGUCUCCCAGCCUACAUCAAAGGACUGGUGGUGUGAGGUGCCUUGAAACAAAUGCAGGAUUUAAACGAGAGUCACCUCAUUUUUAUAUAGUUUGAUUUUACUAUUUUUCAUAGUUUGAUCUCAUCCUCUAUAAAAUAAAAUCAGUCAGAUGCAGAACUAGAAUAGUGGGCUGCAUGUGAGGCAAAUCAGUUAAUGGACCGUUCACACUUAGUAUUCCAAUGGAUACUUCAGGGAACUGUAUGUUGGAAAGUGCCGCCUAUCAAUCAGACGUGGGUUUCAUAGCUUUUAUGUGAGAAAAAACCAUAGUCUGUUCAAGGCUCUGACUGACACAGACUUGUUCUACCACCUCAUGCUCCAUCUUAUGGUAAAGAAGGGAUUCUUUUUAAAUGUCCCCUAGUGAGUUGAUUGGUAAUCACAGUCCCCAACAGUGGUGUAAAGGAAGGAUUUCUUUAACAAGCUCAUCGUUGCACUUCACAAUGCCUUUCAAAAAUACUUUUUUAGUAUCCUAUCCUUCCAAGAAGCCAGGUGGCUGUACAUUUUUAAAAAAAUAAAAUUUAUACACCGCUUGAUUGUAAAAGGCCUGAAAAUGUUUUACUAAAAAUAAAACUGUAAAAUCAAGAAAAAAUCACAACCAUACUAUAAAAUAUGCAAAAGUUAAAAUACUAGAACAGAUUUAAAUUACCUGAACUUUCUAAGCAUCUGGGUAGGUUUGUCUAAACAAGAAAGCUUUUUAGCAGGCCCUGAAAAAAGUGCCCAAUAGGCAACCAUGCUCUUAUCAGUGCAGAAUGAGCACUAUGUGGCACCUGUAGUAAUGCCAGUUUCACCUCAAGAAGCCAUUGAGUGGGCAGGUAUGGGUGAGGCAAGCUCAUAGGUAGUCUAGUCCCAAGUUGUUAAGGGCUUUAUAUACUAAGAGCAACACCUUGAACUUGGCCCAGUAGCAAAGUGGCCAGCAGCACAGAUCUCUGAGCACAGGGCUUAGAUGCUGACAAGGUCUCCUCCUACCAGCAGUCGUGCUUCUGCUUCUGCGUCACGUCCAGGGCAGUUCAGCCAUCCAGCCUUGAAGUAACCAGUGAGCUACUGCGGCAGGUACAUGGCUGCUAGCCAUUUGGAUCCUCGCUACAACUGUGGAGUAAGUGUGACUGGCCGACCCCUGGUCCUUUAGUGAGCUUCCUGGAAGAGUGAGAAUUUCAACCUAGGCCAGCACAAAAUCUGCUCAUUCGGCCGCAGGAUUGGGUUGGAUCUGUCAGUAUAUUGAGUUAUGGAAGGGACUCACUCAGCACUUCAUGCGAUGAUUUCCCUCAUAUUAAAAUAUAGCACAUAAUGCUCAGAUAUUUUACUAUACAGUUGCCAUUGACCAUGGACUGGCCCAGCUGACUAAUUUCAACUAGUAUUUUUAUUCACUUUAUUUAAAAUGGGUGAUAAUCUAACAUUAGUUGUACUCGGAAUAGACCCAUGGAAACCAAAGGAAUCAAAUAACUUCAUUGUUUUCAUUCUUUGAGACAGAGCCAUAGCUAGGUGAUCUUGCGCCCCUGGCAGAACCAUCCAGAUUGCGCCCCCAGCCAGGGACAAAUUAUCUCUUCUUUCUGCCUCUCCUCCAACCCCCCCCCCCCCCUAUUCAAUUCACCCUCUAUUUCAAACCUUUUCCUAUGAAGCAAUAAUAAAUAUUUUUAUUUAUGGACAUAUUUUUGGCUGAUUUUGCACCUCCGUCCCUGGCGGGGACCCACCUCACACACACCCUAGCUAUGGCCCUGACUGGGAAUGGAUCUACUCUGAGUAUGGCUUGUUUAGAUAUCACCUUAUUUUAUAUACCAUCUCAAACCAUAUCAAGGCAGCUUACAAAUCUAUUAAUUCAAUGUUAAAAUAUUUAUUAAAAUCUGGGGACUAUUACUGCAUGGAGUACCAAGUACUUCUAGUGUCUAUGUUUUUAAUUGCUCCACACAGGGAAAGCUUUCAUUUAACUUCCUUUUGGUUUUAACUUUUUCCCAAAGACUUAUCAAAAACGCUUGUGGUUUGAAAUGUCUUCAGCCGCAUAAAGUGUCAGCUGUCCAAACCUGUGUCAGCUCUGUUAACAGCACUCAACUGUAUGUGUAUGGAAUUAACAUUUUGAACCCCUGCCCCUUGCUUCUUCCUAGGAAGCUACUUUGCCAGAGAUGCAUCCUAUUCCCACCACUACUGUCCACGGGAUGCAAAGGUGAAGGCAAUGUUUGUAGCUCAGGUUCUGGUCGGUGAUUUUGUUGUGGGGAAUGCAGCGUAUACUCGUCCCCCAGAAAAAUCCAGUGGCAUGAUCAACUGUUAUGACAGCUGCGUGAAUGAUGUGGCAGACCCAUCAAUUUUUGUCAUAUUUGAGAAGCCUCAGAUUUAUCCUGCAUAUCUGAUCUGUUAUCGUGAAGACAGACCGUCAGGCUAUGUAACCAUAGCAAGAGGAACGACCUCCAGGAGGAGCAGCACCCAAGUGUAUCUGCAGCAGCAGCACCUGUGGGUGCCUUCAUCUCCGCCGGCUGCAACAAAUUAUGUCCCUCCCGUGUCGGUUGCCACAGCCACAGCACGCGCUGCAACUUCCACUUUCACUCCCACCUACCUCCCGAGACAGAUGGCUGCCAACAACAACAACAACAAAGAAGAAGAAAAGAAAUGUGUUAUAUCAUAGACAACUAGAUGGCAUUUUCAUUGCUGUUAUGUAUAAUUUACGUACUGAAGUCUUGUUUUGUAAUGAAUCAGAUUUUGGGGAAGCAAUAGGUCUCUUCGGAUAAGUAAGAAAUGUUGAAUCAUUGCUGUAGGAAGACAGGAAUCAGAUACUCAGUUUGUAUCAAGUAGCAGUGUUAAAAUACACUGCAUGAAGGUUUUACGGAAGCAAUAGAUCUCUUCAGAUAAGAAAUGCUGAAUCAUUGCUCUUGAGGAAGAUAGGAAUUGGAUAUUCAGUUUUUAUCAGUUGUCAGUGCUAAAGGACACUGCAUGGAGAAAAAUGGAUAACUGAAUAGUCCAUUAUAGACGAAGCUGUAAAAUUGCAGCAUUUUAAAUGUAUAUUACUGGUUUCAUAUGUUAAAUAAAAUAAGUUUAAAGCCAUUGGAAUGCUUAGAUUUCAAUGUCUUACGAUCUUUUAUGGAUAAUGUUUCAUAUGUCAAAUAUGGUAGGACACACUGAUACAUUAUUUUCUGUCCUACUAGAUUAAUAUUAAUCUGCGUUGUACCAGGGAUAUAUUCCGAAUGGUUGUAUCAAAAGAUAUUCCUGUGCAUUACGGCACAGUACAACCUCCUGUCAAGCGUAAGACUUGGCUGGUUGCGAUACUCUUUAUUUCAUUGGCCUAAGCUGUGAAAAUUAAUAAGCGGUUUUGGAUGGCAAAAGGUUUCUUCCCUUUAGUAUUUUAGCUGAGCAAUAUUAUUACGUGCCUUUGAUUGAUACACAUAAUUAUACAUGAAAAAUAGUUUCCUAUUAAUUAGCACAGCAGAAGACUUUUGACAUGAAACUUCUUGUCCAAAGGUGCUCAGCAACUUAGCUUCAGUGCACAACCCUGAUAGCAUGCAUAAAAAAGACUAUACUUGGUUUUUGAUUUUAAUAAAAUUACUUGAAAUUUUA